Molecule: messenger RNA, 2034 nt
Organism: Peromyscus maniculatus bairdii (prairie deer mouse)
Lineage: Eukaryota; Metazoa; Chordata; Mammalia; Rodentia; Cricetidae
Gene: Plekha3
Product: pleckstrin homology domain containing A3
Biological process (GO): retrograde transport, endosome to Golgi; endosome organization; receptor recycling
Cellular component (GO): early endosome; trans-Golgi network; recycling endosome
Source: RefSeq, a predicted model, not a curated record
UGUGUGCGCGCGCGGAUGUGUGCGUGCGUGCGACAUGGCCCACGUGAAGAGGUCAAAGGACAAUUUACAGAAGAGGGUUCUCUCCUAUCACUAUGUGGGUCCCCAGAAUGGCACUUCAGGUCAUCAAGCUCCCAAGGAAAGCGCUUUACCUGGAAACUUGCCGCCCUCACUAACCCUAGUUCCGUGUUUGGUUGGCAGCCUCGAUGGUUUGUUCUGGAUAAUGGAAUCCUGUCCUACUAUGACUCACAGGAUGAUGUCUGCAAAGGGAGUAAAGGAAGUAUAAAGAUGGCAGUUUGUGAGAUUAAAGUCCACCCAGCGGACAACACAAGAAUGGAAUUGAUCAUUCCAGGGGAGCAGCAUUUCUAUAUGAAAGCAGUAAAUGCCGCCGAGAGACAGAGGUGGCUGGUCGCCCUGGGGAGCUCCAAAGCCUGUCUGACUGAUGCUAGGACUGCGAAAGAGAAAGAAAUAAGUGAGACCAGUGAAUCUCUGAAAACCAAAAUGUCUGAACUUCGCCUCUACUGUGACCUCCUAAUGCAGCAGGUUCAUACAAUCCAGGAAUUUGUUCACCACGACGAGAGUCAUUCAUCUCCCAGUGUAGAGAACAUGAAUGAAGCCUCUUCCUUGCUUAGUGCCACCUGUAAUACAUUCAUCACAACCCUUGAGGAAUGUGUGAAGAUAGCGAAUGCCAAGUUUAAACCUGAGAUGUUUCAACUGCCUCAUCCGGAUCCCUUGGUUUCUCCUGUGUCGCCUUCUCCUGUUCAGAUGAUGAAGCGUUCCGCCAGCCACCCUGGUUCCUGCAGUUCAGAGAGGAGCGGCUGCUCCGCCCUUCACCGACCUCAGCGACGCCACAGAACCUACUCGGACACAGACUCCUGUAAUGACGUGCCCCCUGAAGACCCAGAGAGACCUCUUCACUGUUCAGGAAACACCCUUAAUGGAGAUUUGGCCUCAGCAACCAUUCCUGAAGAAAGCAGACUCAUGGCCACGACACAAUCUGAAUCUGAAGAACCUCUUCCAUCCUUCUCUUGAGGAAACGGACACAUCCAACCUCCUCUGAGUGUUGCUAUGCAAACGCUGCUGUAUUAAACUUGUUCCGGGGUAGCUUCCCCUCCUUAGGAUUUCUCUGCACUUUAUAGAAUAUUGUAAACAAACAACCCACAUACUUUUGAAGUGUAUUUUAUCUUUCUAUAGUUUACUUGCAAGAGUAUUUUCCUAAUGACUUCACAGUAUGAAUGUGCAUCUUUUCUUUUUCUUUUUUUUUUAAACAAAUGAUGGUGUAACAUUUUGACAUCCAUAAGGACAAAUGUAGAUAUUUUUCUAAAAAACUGUGAGGGACUGACGGCUUGGUCAGUGUGUAUUGUAGUAUAUAAACAUGAAAUCUCGCCAGGUUUGUUUGACAGAAAUGUGAUAGAUGUAACUUGUGCCAUGGACCAAAAGGUCACGUCACCCCAGCUUCAAAUUAAUUACCAUAGCAGCUUGAUGGUGAUUGGAUCACAUUCCUUUAAGCAAAAAAGCAAACACUUAAUAUUCUAAAGGUCUUUAGCCCAAAUGCCAUGACAUAUUGAACAUUUAAAAAAGGAAUCAGACUCUGCUGUCCUUCAUAUGUGAAGUUGACACUACUGAUUUGUCAAUAUCAGACAUCAGGUUACAGUGUUUAAUUUUUAUUUAUUUAUUUUCUUACUGCAUCAGAAGAUGAUUAUGUCCUAACUUUUAUGAUCUCCCCAACUUAAAAUGUAUAUGCAUUGUUGUUAUUUACGUUGUUUUAAGCAAGGCAAAUGUCUCAGUGACCUUGUUCACUUACACCAGAGAAAUAAAUGGCUUUCAAUGGAAGAGGAUUUUAGUGCUUUUUUUUUUUUAAAAAAGUAGGCAUUAAGCUGCUGUUGUAAGAUUUGCUGUAUGAUUUGCAGCUCUUUGGCAUACCUAGAGACAUUUUUAAUUUAUAAAUAUUUAUACAAAAGAAGUAAUCCUGUCAAGAUGACUGUUCUAUAUCACUUGAGAAUGGCAUUAUUUAAUUAAAGGACAAUUUGCAUUUUU